This is a messenger RNA of Juglans regia (Persian walnut), 1727 nucleotides long. RefSeq lists its product as uncharacterized. The record is from RefSeq and is a predicted model, not a curated record. The transcript has 2 exons. Bases 227 to 1480 code for a protein of 417 amino acids. NCBI's taxonomy places the organism in Eukaryota, Viridiplantae, Streptophyta, Magnoliopsida, Fagales, Juglandaceae.
UUUCCAAAUCAGGGAAAAAUCCAAAAGAGUAUAAAACCCUAGACUGUCCCCAGCUAUUUAUAACACCCAUGAGGCCUUCCGGACUUCUCCGGAUCAACCUCUGCCUCUGCGUUGUGUACUUUUGUCUUUCAGAAUAUUAGGAAAACCCAUGAUUCUUCCAACCCACCCCCUCCUUUCUGCAUCCCAUUUACACCGAAGUUGACACAGACACAGAAGAGAGCGAGAGAUGAAGGGUCGGUCAUCAAAACAGGAAACUAAGGAAGGAAUGGAAAUAGAUAAGCCUGGUAAGCUCAAAGAGGAACCUCAUCUUUCGGGUGCUUACAUCCGAAGCCUGGUGAAACAGCUAACCUCUUCAAGAACCAAAGAUCCAAUGAAUCACCUCAAAGACCCAGACUGUAGUACUGUUGAUAGUGAUGGUUUCCCUGGAGAAAAUUUAACAAAAUUUUGUGAAACCCAACAAGCAGUAAAUCAACCCCCACAACCUCAACACCACAAAAAGCAGGUUAGACGAAGACUCCACACCAGUAGGCCAUAUCAAGAAAGGCUCCUAAACAUGGCUGAGGCUAGGAGAGAGAUUGUUGCUGCUCUUAAAUUUCACAGGGCGGCAAUGAAACAAGCCAGCGAACAACAACAGCAACAAACACAGAAUGAACAACAACAGCAACAAUCAAAUAAACUGCAGUGUCAACCAGCCCACCCAUGCUUUGAAAAAGAAGGAAACAUCACAUCUGGGAGAAUUCCUCGUCUAUACCCAUCGGGUACAGCCAAUUUUCCUAGUUAUCUUGAAAAUCUUUCUCACCCUUCCUUUUCUCAUCCACCUUUUGCUCAACACCCUUUCUCUUGGCCCUCUUCUUCUCCAUAUGAUCCUCCAUCCGCUGCUGAAAAUAUCAAUUUCACCCUCCCAAAUCAGCCCUUAGGCUUGAAUCUCAAUUUUCAUGAUUUUAACAACCUAGACACGAGCCUUUAUCAAAAAAGCAACCACCAAUCACUGUACGCAUCCUCUUCCCCCAAUAUUUCUGUAGCUGCUACCGAUCAGGACGCAGCCAGUGUAUUUGCAAUAUCACAGCUGGAAGCGGGGACUACUCCUCCAAUAGCAGAUGUCAUCGACUCCAGUACUGUCACAGCUGGUGGUUCUAGAGGAGGCUUGCAUGCAGCAAUGGAUGAUGAGGAGAUGGCGGAGAUCAGAUCGAUAGGAGAACAGCACCAGAUGGAAUGGAAUGACACCAUAAAUAUUGUCAGAUCAGCCUGGUGGUUUAAAUUCUGGAAGACCAUGGAACUUGGGGCCCCAGAAGUUAAGGUUGAAGCCGAUGAUGAUGGGUACCAUCCAUUUGAUGAAGUCAUGGAAUUCCCAGCUUGGUUGAAUGCAAAUGAGAGCUGCUUGCAACAACAUUUGACUGAGGACUACUUCGACGAUCCGGCCUUGCCUUGCAUGGACAUUGGAGAAAUCGAAGGUAUUGAUGGAGAUCAGUGGUUGGCUUGACGACAAGGAUUGAUUGUUUUUUGUUGAUCAAAUCUUUGGCUCUAUUUUGAUUUUUCCAUUAAAUUUUGGGUAGACCCAGAAACUUUUUCUUCUUAAUCUUGAUAAUAAGGCUGCUCGCAAAUUAGAUCUUAAAAGCAGGCAGUUCAUAGAGGAAAAUAAUUAUGUAAGGAAGAAAAGAGUACAUGCUCUUCUCCUAUUCCCACAGUUAUCAUUCUUAAUUAGCCAAUUUUGAAGUUUCUUAGUAUAA